AUGGCCGCAAGCUUAGAGUUGACAUUUGGAAUACUUGGCAACAUUGUAUCCUUCUUGGUUUAUUUUUCACCUAUCCCAACGUUUUACAAAAUUUACAAGAAAAAAUCAAGCGAAGGCUUCCAGUCACUUCCCUACGUUGUUGGCUUGUUCAGUGCGGCCUUAUGGAUGUAUUAUGCACUUCUCAACUCAAAUGAAACCCUUUUGAUCACGAUUAAUAGCUUUGGAUGCCUCAUAGAAUCUUUUUAUAUAGGUGUUCAUCUAUUUUAUGCACCUAAGAAGGUCAAGGCUGUUUCACUACUUCUGUUGGGAACUGGCUGGUUCGGCCUAAUCUUUAUCCUAACUAAUUUUCUCACAAGAGGUCAAGCUCGUCUCCACAUUGUUGGCUGGUUUUGUUUAGUCUUUUCUGUUUGUGUAUUCGCUGCACCUCUCAACAUAAUGAACCAAGUUAUACGAACAAAAAGUGUGGAAUUCAUGCCAUUUUAUCUAUCCCUAUCCCUUACAUUCAGUGCAAUCAUGUGGUUUUUCUAUGGAAUUCUAAGAAAAGAUUUGAAUAUUUCUAUUCCCAAUGUCAUAGGGUUCAUUUUAGGUGUCCUCCAAAUGAUACUUUAUGCAAUAUACAAGAACGGAAAGAAAGUCGAGGAACAAGGGCUUCAUGUUGUAGAGGAACGACAAACAGAAGUGGUGGAAGAAGCGGUUGAGCAAUGUAUUGAUGUUUCUGCAAAAGUUUAAGGUGACAAUAUUGAAGAGGUUUAUCAUCCAAAUGAAAUCAUGGAAAUCCCUAUGUCAUAGCUGCCUGGUGGCAUUUAGUUUUCUUGUUGGUUUAAGUCUUGAGUAGUUCGUGUGUCAAAUAGUUGCUUGAUUAAUGUUAAAGUUUGUGCUGUUUGUCUGUCUUUGAUGAAUGUUUGUUUUGGUCUGUGCUGUUGUUGUGGUGUUGGGUUGUCUCUCACCAACUCUUGGGGGUGCUAGCAAAUGAUAGGAUGAGUUAGAUGGUGCCAAUUUCGUUGAGAUAAUUUAGCUUAUUGUGAUGCUUUUGCACCUCUCUUUCUUUAUUGAUGUAA
Camellia sinensis is the source of this 1058-nucleotide messenger RNA. Its product is annotated as bidirectional sugar transporter SWEET15-like. The record is from RefSeq and is a predicted model, not a curated record. NCBI's taxonomy places the organism in Eukaryota, Viridiplantae, Streptophyta, Magnoliopsida, Ericales, Theaceae. Gene Ontology annotation, cellular component: membrane. Gene Ontology annotation, molecular function: sugar transmembrane transporter activity. Gene Ontology annotation, biological process: carbohydrate transport.